Messenger RNA from Soboliphyme baturini, 321 nucleotides. The record is from the annotation of a GenBank genome assembly. NCBI's taxonomy places the organism in Eukaryota, Metazoa, Nematoda, Enoplea, Dioctophymatida, Soboliphymatidae.
AUGGCGCUACGAGGACACGCCGUUGUCCGGUUUGUGUCCAUCAGGUACCUUCGAUUUUGGGCUUUCACAGAUGGACUUUUUGCCGGUGGCAAAGGUGGUUUCGUUGCCGAUAUCGCCUUGACGAUGGAAGAAGCUAGCGUCUUAAGAGGAGCUGGAGUGACCGUCGACACCUCUCCUGGGCAGCAUGAUCAAUCGUACCCUGUCGAAGCUAAACGGUUUCACAGGCAUAAUCAGUCAGCUCGCGUGUCGGCUUCGAAGAACUCAGCUGCUGAUGCCAGUCGAAAACAACUUCGUUCACCGCAACAUUCUCUGAUUGAGUAA